Quercus lobata is the source of this 6256-nucleotide messenger RNA. RefSeq names its product putative disease resistance protein RGA3. Bases 146 to 2707 code for a protein of 853 amino acids. Gene Ontology annotation, molecular function: ADP binding. The transcript is spliced from 12 exons. The record is from RefSeq and is a predicted model, not a curated record. NCBI's taxonomy places the organism in Eukaryota, Viridiplantae, Streptophyta, Magnoliopsida, Fagales, Fagaceae.
GCGCACUUGCUAAACACUUUCUGUUUCUUUCUUGUGUUGUUCAAUCCAACUCUGCUUUCAUUCUCCAUAAGCUAUGGCUGAUGCAAUACUCAUUGAAUUCUUCAAGGCGGUGGGCUAAUUCGUUUUUGAGGUAGCUAAGCAAGAGAUGGGCUCAUUCUUUUUUGAGGCAGCUAAGCAAGAGAUCAACUUGCUAGUUGGCGUGGAUGAAGAAGUCCAAAAGCUUCAAGGCAAGCUCGGAAAGAUCAAGGCAAUGCUGGACGAUGCUGAGGAAAGACAUGCUGUGAAGCAGCGUAAUGAGAAGCUUUGGUUAGAGCAGCUCCAAAAUCAGUACUAUGAGAUGGAUGACAUCUUGGACACCUGGAACACUGCAAGGAUCAGAGCAGAGAUUGAGAAAGAAGAAGGAAAACCAGCUGAUACUAACGCUCUUGCUGCUGUCAAGAAGAAGGUAUGGUCCUUCGUCCCAUCUCCAUUAUGUUGGUUUAACCCUCCUCUGCGUCAUGAUGUUGGUCACAUGAUAAGAAAACUGAAUGAAAAGUUUGAUAUGAUUGUCAAAGACAAAGCAACCUAUGGGAUUGACUUUGAUAGGCAACCUGAUGUAGUUGAGCGACCAAAAGCUACGUCCUUUGUGGAUGUGUCCGAAAUAAUAGGCCGUGAUAUCUAUAGGGAUGAUCCACUAAGAAACCUGUUAGGUGUGGGUAGUCUAGAAGAAACAAAUUCUUAUCGUGUCAUCUCCUUAGUGGGUAUGGGCGGUAUUGGAAAAACAACUCUUGCCCAAUUAGCCUACAAUCAUCCUGAUGUGCAAGCCCAUUUUCCAAAAAGAAUGUGGAUUUGUGUUUCUGAUCCUUUUGAUCAGUGCGAGGUUGCCAAAGCAAUCAUUAAUAAGAUUGCCCCUGGCCAUCGAUCUCUCAAAUAUAGUGAUUUGGACGAUCUCUUGAGUGAAAUUCAUAAUUUGAUUAGGGAGAUGAAGUAUUUUCUUGUCUUAGAUGAUGUGUGGACUGAAGACUCCCAAAAAUGGGAGCCGUUCAAACAUGCUCUCAAAAAUGGUGUUCAUGGUAGUAGAAUUCUAGUAACCACACGUAAACAUAGAGCUUCAGAGGUGAUGGGGAGUGACCUCCCAAUAAAUUUGGAGGUAUUGUCUGAUGAAGACUGCUGGUCAGUUUUAAGUAAAAUAGCAUUUUCUAAUGAGGAGCAACUUAGGUGUCUAGAAGAUAUUGGUAGAAAACUAGCAAUUAAGUGUAAAGGCUUACCGCUAGCUGCAAAGCUUCUAGGUAGCCUCAUGCAGAAAAACAGAAGUAGAGAACAAUGGAAUAAGAUUUUGGAUAGCAAUUUGUGGGAAGUGGAAGAUAUUGAAAAUAUUCAAAAAAGCAUUUUGGCACCAUUGAUUUUGAGUUAUUAUGAACUAACCCCAACAAUGAGACGUUGUUUCUCAUUUUGUUCAGUCUUUGCAAAAGAUUAUUUCUUUCAUAAAGAUGAAUUGGUCCUCCACUGGAUGGCACAAGGAUAUGUUGAGUCAAAGACAAAUAUGGAGAUGGAAGACAUGGCAGAAGCAUACUUUGAAAAGUUGGCCCUGCGCUCAUUCUUCCAAGAUUUUAAGACAGAUGAAGAUAAUGAUGGCAAGAUAAUAGGUUGCAAAGUGCAUGACUUUGCUCAAUAUAUGACCAAAAAUGAAUCCUUUGAAAUUCAUGGUGAUAAGAAGUUGGAGAUAAAUUGUCAGAGUGCUCGUCAUUUACACUUAGAAAUUUCUAAAGAAAUGCAACAUCUUGAAUCCAUCUAUCAUGCAAAAAGUCUACGCACUCUCUUUCUUCUUUCACAUGAGAGGGAUUAUGAGUUUGAGAUGCUCCUAUCAAACUUAUUCCAUCAUUUUAAAUGUUUACGAACAUUAAUUUUGGAUUGUCCAAUUAAAAAACUUCCAGAUGCCGUGAAAAAUUUGAUACAUUUAAGGUGUCUUUUUAUUUCUAAGAAUGUUGAAAUAGAAGAAUUGCCUGAAACCUUUUGCAAUCAAUGUAAUUUACAGACUUUGAAAAUUGAGAAUCAUUCUUAUUUGAAGAAAUUACCACAAGGGAUGGGUAAACAAAUUAAUUUAAGACAUCUUAUACUUAAUCGUUUUCAUUCGUUCAAUGUGGUAUUUCCGAAAGGGAUUGGGAAAUUAAUUGGUCUUAGAACAUUAAGUGUUUUCAACAUAGGUGAUGAGAAUGAUAGAGAAGGAUGUAAACUUGGAGAGUUAAAAAAUUUGAAUCAACUUCGAGGGACUCUUACAAUAUAUGGGUUGGAAAAUGUGGUAAAUGUGGAUGAGGCUCAUAAUGCACAAUUGAAAGGUAAAAUAUAUCUCCGUGGAUUGGAGCUAAAGUUUGAAAAGCCAACUUUCUACGGACGUGAAGAAAGAAUGGAGAAUGACGUAAAAUUAUGGACUGCCUUAGAGAUGCCACCAAACUUGCAGCGUUUAACAAUUUGGGACUACCAGGGCAACACAAUUUUUCCUAAUUUGGGGCAGUUGCCAUUCCUUGAAGAAUUAGUUAUAAAAGGGCUUGAUAAUGUGAAGAAGGUGGGAGAUGAAUUUCUGGGAAUAGGAGAUUCCAAAAACAAGAAAGACUACGGCAUCGUAUUCCCAAACCUGAAAUCUCUCAAAUUUUUGUAUAUGAUAAACUGGGAAGAAUGGUAUUGUUACAAAUCCAAUAAUAAUGCCACGUCUUCAGUCCUUGAAAAUUGAUGCCUGCGGCAAGCUAAAGUCUCUGCCAAACUACUUGCGUACUGCUCCAUUAUUGAUGAAUUUGGUUAUUUCUGGUUCACGGCUUCUUCAGGAACGUUGCCAAAGAGGGACCGGAGAGAACUGGCACAAGAUUUCUCAUAUCUCUAACAUCAAGUUGGGUUGGAACUGGGUGCAAAGAAACGGUGAACCCCAGUUUGAUUCAAAGACCUCAAAUCAACAAAAUGAAUUUGGAGCAGAAAUCAGUGACAAAGAUGAUGUUGGGGCUGGCUCAGCUGAGUGUGUGGUGGAUGAACGAGUGGAAGUAGACAAUGAUGAGGGUCCGGAGAUCUGUGAUGCAGACAGAUAAUAAGAGCAAGGUGUUGAAGUGGGCAAGAUUUUUGAAGAUCACAAAGGAGGAGCUGGUGGAUGACCGAAAUUGAGGACCUGGUUUUUUUAGUAAUCACCGUGAGAGAGAAAAGGACAUUAAAAGUCUCUUUUGUGGAUGUUUGAUGGAUGUUUGAGGGUGGCUUUGGCUCUCUCUUUUGCUUCGUGCCUCUGAAUCAAAAAAAAUAAACCCUCCCUCCAACCAUCUCCAUUGCGACACUCUUCAGGGAAGGUUUGGAUGGAGUAUGGGAGUGGGAUUUGUCCAUUACAAGCCUGCCCUGUAUUGAGCAGCAAGCAGACUGUUUGAACUAGUCUAAAAAGGUUAAGAAAAGAUGUGUUGGCCAAGGAUGAAGCAGAAAGUCAGAAACCUCUUUGGCUAUUAAUGGACUUGUGCCUGAAGGAGAGUGGAGGAUUUGGAAAUAAGCUACUGUAGGAUGUGAGUCUGUAUAUCUCAAAAAUCAAGGUGAAGGAAGUGCUGGAGUGUUAAUAAUGUUCGAUCAGCCAGCAGUAUAUGAAUGCUUUUGUUCAUCAUCCCUUGGUGAUUCUCCUAACAGCUUUGGAGGCUUUUAGCUAUAUUAUGGCAUGUGAAAUGACAAUAUCAAUUGGUGCAUCUGGUGCACUUUUUGUACUAUUGGGAGCCAUGGUUUCUAGGCUUUUCACUAAUUGGACAAUCUAUGCAAAGAAGGUAGCAUUUUUGUUUUGCUCUUUAUUGCCUAGUAACAGUGACAGUCCGAGACUCAAAGCUAAGGUUUUAUCGGAUUAACCUUCAUGGGCAAAACAAUUUAAACUAAUUGGAUGAUGUUGUGUACCACAUUGAAAACGCUUCAACUUAUUAUGUGCAAAAAUUUAGGGCAUUUGCCUUCUUUGGGGCUGUUGCCAUUCCUUGAAGUAUUAAGCAUAUCGCUCUUUAAUUUGAAGAGGGUGGGAGAUGAAUUUCUGGGAAUAGAAGAUUCCAAAAACGAGAAAGACUAUGACAUCAUAUUCCCAAACUUGAAAUCUCUCGAAUUUGUGUAUUUGAGAAACUGGGAAGAAUGGAUUGGGAUGGGAGGAACAGGAGAAGAAGAAGAAGAAGAAAAUGAUAAUGGUAUUGUUACAACUCCGAUAAUAAUAAAGAUAAUGCCACGUCUUCAGUCCUUGAAAAUUUUUUACUGCUACAAUCUAAAGCUCCUGCCAGACUACUUGUGUACUGCUCCAUUAUUGAAGGAAUUGGAGAUUUUUGGAUCCCUACUUCUUGAAGAAAGUUACAAAACAGGGAUUGGAGAGAACUGGCCCAGGAUUUCUCACAUCCCAAACAUCAUAUUGGGUUGGGUGUAUGUGCAAAUAGACGGUGAACCCCAGAAUUGAUUCAGACAGUCAUUCAGAGACUGAUGAUAGUCAACACAAUGAAUUUGGACUAGAAAUCAAUGACAAAGAUGAUGUAGAAGAAGUUAAUGACAAAGAUGAUGUGGUUGAGGUGGACAAGAAUCAUGAGGAAGUUGGGGCUGACUCAGCUGAGUUUGUGUGGAUGAACAAGUGGAAGUAGACAAUGAUGAUGGAGAUCUGUGAAGCAGACAGUACAUAUUAUGAGAUUGGAUAAUAAUAGCAAGGUGUUGAAGUGGACAAUUUUUUAAGAGCGCAAAGGAGGAUCUGGAGGAUGACAGAAAUUGAGGACUUGUUUUUUGAAUAAUCACUAUGAGAGAGAGGAGGAAUUUAAAAGCCUCUUUUGUGGAUGUUUGAGGGUGGCUUUGGCUCUCUCUCUUUUGUUUCAUUUCUUCACUCUUGCCUCUGUAUCAAAACAAAUAAACCCUCACUCCCACCAUCUCCAUUUCCACACUCUUUUUGGGUUUGUGUUUUUUACUUAUUCCACAUCCUCUUGUUGUAAUUGAUCUGAUCGUAAUUUCGAGUCCAUGUUUUCAUCACACCCAGCAUAUUACUUGAUCAUGGCAGUGAAGUGAAAUUAAAUGGUGGAAGAGCUUGGCAUAAAGAUGAUCUUCAUAUAUUAAUGACAACAUCCAGUCCCUCCAAUACUGUUUCUGUUGCAGUUUUAAAAUAUGGAAGGUUUUGAUGGAGUAUGCAAGUGUGAUUUUUCUGGGUUGGUGAUUUGCCCAUUACAAGCCAGCCUACCCAUUGAGCAGCAAGCAGACUGUUUGAACCUAGUCCAAAAAGGUUGAAAAGAGAUGUGUUGGCCAAGGAUGAAGCAGAAAGUAAGAAACCCAAUUGGCUAUUAAUGGACUCCGUAAAUGACCACCAUUGGUCAAUCCAGGGUGCUACAUGGGGCACAGCCAUCUGGCAGUUCAGAACCUAGUCAAUUAAUAUUCUCAUUAAUGGUCUUAUAUCUUUCUGACACAUUUCUCUUCCAUUAACAAGUCUUAAUCAAAUCAGCCAAUUUAUAAAGAGAAGUUAAAUUAUCUUCACCUAAAUCAAGAUUGAUAGCAUUGUAUGCUAAUUGUGAUAAGGACUUGUGCUUGAUUCCCAAGUCAUCCUUUUACCUUGAAAGAGAUGGUCUAGAAUUUGGAAAUAAGCUACUUGAGGAUGUGAGUCUAUAUCUCAAAAAUAAAGAUAUGGAUUCUGGGGUGUAUUCUCUUGCUUCAGUGUUAAAUGUGUUGUUUGUCAAGCCUAGCAAUUGUGAGUAGAUCACCUUUGAAAGUUAGUAGAGGAAGAACUUUAAGACGAGUAUUUGUGUGGUAACUAAUUCAACUUUAAGGAAACUUUGCAGUUGGCAUUAUGCAUACCUGUGAAAGAAGUGCUAGAGUGUUGAUAAUGCUCAAUCAGCCGGUGGUCUAUGAAAGCUUUUAUUCAUCAUCCCUCGGUGAUUCUCCUAACAGCUCUGGAGGCUUUUGGUUAUAUGAUGACAUGUGAAAUUAAAAUGUGUAUUGCCGCAUCUGGUGCACUUUUUGUACUAUUGGGAGCCAUGGUUUCUAAGCUUUUCACUAAUCGGACAAUCUAUGCAAAUAAGGUCUUGACUCCUAUAUGUAGUGUGCAGCACUUGUAACGCUCAUACUCAUUAUAGCCAUAAAUUUGCCCCUCGGAUUUCUACCUCAUGGACAAUUCAGCUCAAAUUGAAGGAUUCUAGUCAGGAUUUCCCCUUGGCUUGGAUAUGUAAGCCACAAAUAAAUUCCUCCAAGAUAUGAAAUGAAGCAGAAAUCCAGGCACAAGUGCUAUCAAUACCUUUUAUAGCAUUACUGCUUUACUCCUCUAAAUUCUUGG